This is a messenger RNA of Megalops cyprinoides (Indo-Pacific tarpon), 1623 nucleotides long. RefSeq names its product parathyroid hormone 3 receptor (gene pth3r). Gene Ontology annotation, biological process: cell surface receptor signaling pathway; adenylate cyclase-modulating G protein-coupled receptor signaling pathway. The record is from RefSeq and is a predicted model, not a curated record. Gene Ontology annotation, cellular component: plasma membrane. The transcript has 13 exons. NCBI's taxonomy places the organism in Eukaryota, Metazoa, Chordata, Actinopteri, Elopiformes, Megalopidae. Bases 1 to 1623 code for a protein of 540 amino acids. Gene Ontology annotation, molecular function: peptide hormone binding; parathyroid hormone receptor activity; G protein-coupled peptide receptor activity.
AUGGAAAGAACGUCGUCUGUGAAAGGAGCCAUCACAAUCUUCAUCUGUUUCACUGUGACAGUGGUCAAUGCACUGGUGGAUUCGGAUGAUGUCAUCACCAGGGACGAGCAGAUCUACCUCCUAAUUGGAGCCAGGGUCAGGUGUGAGAGGAACAUUCGCGCCCAGCUGGAGACAGUCAGAGACACAGACUGUGUGCCAGAGUGGGACGGCAUAAUCUGCUGGCCCAAGGGGAAACCCAACCAGCUGGUGUCUGCCCUCUGCCCUGAUUAUAUCUACGACUUCAACCACAGAGGUCAGGCCUACCGACAGUGUGAUGCCUCGGGGAACUGGGAGCAGGUGUCCAGCAUCAACCGCACCUGGGCCAACUACACCGAAUGUACCACCUACCUGUUGUCCGACCGCAGGAACCAAGAGGAGGAGGUGUUUGAGCGCCUGCAUCUGAUGUACACCAUUGGGUACUCUAUCUCCCUGGUCUCCCUGUUAGUGGCUGUCUCCAUCCUCUGCUACUUCAAGCGGCUCCACUGCACCCGGAACUACAUCCACAUCCAUCUUUUUGCCUCCUUUGUGUGUCGCGCCGUCAGUAUCUUUGUGAAGGACGCCGUGCUGUACACUGUUACUGACGAGGGCCGGCCUGAAGGCGACAGCGUGGGACAGAAACCCCAGAUGGUGGGCUGUAAGGUGGCAGUGACUCUCUUCCUCUACUUCUUGGCCACCAACCACUACUGGAUCCUGGUGGAGGGGCUCUACCUGCAUAGCCUCAUAUUUAUGGCCUUUCUGUCAGACAAGAACUACCUGUGGGCCCUGACCAUCAUUGGCUGGGGCGUUCCGGCCGUGUUUGUUUCCAUUUGGGUUAGUGCCCGUGCGUCACUUGCUGACACUCAAUGCUGGGACAUCAGCGCAGGAAAUCUAAAGUGGAUCUAUCAAGUUCCUAUCCUGGCAGCCAUUGUUGUGAACUUCUUCCUGUUUCUCAACAUUGUCAGGGUGCUGGCCUCCAAACUGUGGGAGACCAACACUGGCAAACUGGACCCCCGCCAGCAGUACAGGAAGCUGUUGAAGUCCACCCUGGUGCUGAUGCCGCUGUUCGGGGUGCACUACAUGGUGUUCAUGGCCAUGCCAUACACGGAGGUGACUGGACUGCUAUGGCAGGUGCAGAUGCACUACGAGAUGUUCUUCAACUCCUCGCAGGGAUUCUUUGUGGCAUUCAUCUACUGCUUCUGCAAUGGGGAGGUGCAAGCGGAGGUGAAAAAGGCGUGGCUGCGGCGGAGCCUAGUGCUGGACCUGAAGCAGAAGGCGCGGGUGACAAGCAGCGGUGGGAGCUGUUAUUAUGGCGGCAUGGCCUCGCAGGCCACCACCAGCAUCAGCCUCAGCGUGUCCGCCACCAAGGGCCUGUCCCUGGCAGGGGGGCGGCAGCGGCUGCCUGUGGCGCUGCUCCCCCUGUCCAACCUGCCCGGCUGCGUGCCCGGCAGCUCCGAGGCCUCGCUGCCCUCGCCCACCCAGCAGGAGCUGGUGCUGCGGAGGCCAGAGCGGCUGCCGCACGGCCCCGGGGACGCCCCGCUCCCUCUCUCCUCCGACGAGGAGCCCUGUCGUCCCCUCUCUGUUAAGGAGUUUGAGACCAUCCUGUGA